Chenopodium quinoa (quinoa) is the source of this 585-nucleotide messenger RNA. RefSeq lists its product as uncharacterized. NCBI's taxonomy places the organism in Eukaryota, Viridiplantae, Streptophyta, Magnoliopsida, Caryophyllales, Amaranthaceae. The transcript is spliced from 2 exons. The record is from RefSeq and is a predicted model, not a curated record. Bases 1 to 585 code for a protein of 194 amino acids.
AUGAGCGACGACAACUUUAAUACGCCGGAGCAGUCGUCGGAAAAAUCUGAUUCGGAGGAUGAAGAAGGUGGUGACGGGGUGGAUUAUAGUGCAAAUUUCGUGACAGACAAGGUUUUUCGAACGUUUGAUGAAGCAGUUAGUUGGGCGGAUGCUGUUGCAAUAAAUCUGGGAUUUAUUUUGGUGAAAUCGUCUUUCAACAGACAGAGGGAUGGUCGACCAUAUCGAUAUUUAAGAUGUGAUCGGGGACGCAGGAGUAAUCCGAGAGAUCUUGAGAACGCAAUAAGGAAGGACACGAAAACCAAAGCCAAUGGUUGUCCUUUCUACAUCAAGAUAUCUUACAAUUUUGUUGACGAUUGGUUUAUCACGGCGAAAAAUGAUGUAACUAGGACCCACAACCAUCCAAUGAUUGCGUAUCCAGAGGGGCAUCGUAAAAUAAGCGGGUUAAGCCCGGAAGCGAAGCAGGUUGUGCGUAACAUGACCAAGUCUAAGGUAGCACCGCGUAACAUCAUGGCGACUAUUGCCGAGCAAUUUCCUCAGGAUCAUCCAAACAUCAGACACAUCUACAACUGCCGAAAUGACUUCUGA